AUACCGUCUACUAUCUAGUCAACGUAGUAGGUACAUAACUAUACAAAUUCACGUAGUUUAAUACAUUUUUAUUUGAAUUAAUUAUUAGUUAUUUUACUUUCGUAAAGUACAUAAUAUUAUAAUUUAUAAUAUAAAUAUACAACUUAAUUUAGGUUUUAUAUUAUUCUAUAAAUAAUAAAAUAAAUAUUAUACCUAAAAGUACAUACAUAUAUUCUUUACUAUAGAAUAUUCAAUAUUCGCAUAAAUAAAUAUUAUUAAAAGUCGAAUUUACUUUUAUAAAUAAAAUCAAAAUGAGCCGAAUGAAAACGUUGUGCGCUAUGGAAUCAUUGGUAGAAGGUGUUCCACAAAUUAAUUUCAUCAUCUGCCCAGCUGAGAUUGAAGACUGCGACCAAAUCUAUGAAUUAGUUCAAGAAUACUAUUCCGAAUAUGGUAUACCAAGCAGCAGACAGUUGAACAAAGACACUUUCAGAAGGGACGGAUUCGAAUCUCAAAACCCAAGUUUCCAAUGUUUCAUAGCAAAAACUAGAAAAGAAGAAGACGUUAUUAUUGGAUUCGUACUAUGGUUUCGACCGUUUGAGAACACGACUGGCCAACGAGUGUUCCUCGAAGCACUAUACGUUUCCAAACCUUACCGACAGAAAUACGUCGAACAAGCACUUUUUGAGAAAACGAUUCAAAUCUAUUGAUUGGAGGUGGACGAGUUAUCAAUCGCCCUGCCGCCGCUGUGUUGUAACCAUACUGACUAUAUAUACAUCAACGCGUCUGCAGGCCCAAAUGCCCAAUGCAUAUAAUGUUAUACAUAUCAAUAGCAAUAAUAAUAACAAUAAUAACUAUUAUUAUCCUCGUCGUAUAAUUGUAUGCUAUUAAAAAUCCGCUGCGUUAUCCAGAAAACGGAAAAUUAGGACAACUGCAAACAGUGGAGACUGAAUAGAAACGAAAACAAUAAUUAAUAAUAAUAUUAUAUUAUAUUCCUAUCGUUAUAAUAUGUGUUGCGGACGUCUACCGCGAAAACGGAACUGUAGGUCUGUAGCGGAUUACCCAAAGAUCGAAAGCGGAAAUGAGUGUCCCCUUAAAGGGCUCAUAGAGAUGACCCAGACUGGUCCCCUGUCACACGCCACCUUAAAUUAAAAAACACCGUGCCGCGUCGAUACAAUAUUAUCUAUUUAUCUACAUACAUUGUAUCUAUUAUCACAAUAAUGACAUUUUAUUACACGACGAGCUGCUGUACUAUAUUAUUUUAUUCGUCCUCGCCAAGAACGCGUUGAGAUUUGAUUAUCUGGUGACACUUUUUUGAACGGAUAUUUCUAAUUCAGCCAUACCUACUCACCCAUGGCGAAAUGAAUAAAUUUAUUUUAUCAAGGAUCCACCUCACGGAGGAGACGUAUAUCUUUAAUAAAAAAUAAUUUUUAUUUAUUUAAAAUAACUUCCCACGACUUAUGAAAUUGGAGUCUGUCUAUAUACGGUGCACUCGGUUCCCGCAAAUAUUUCAUUAUCACAUCGAUGGAUCACGCCGAAAGUUGUCGACCUACAAAUCUCAUAUUUUUUAAUUGUUGUUAUUACUUAUUGUGUUAUUGAUUUAAAUUAUAAUGCGUAAUAUAAAUAUAUGGAUGAAAUCGAAUUGUUUCAA
Messenger RNA from Rhopalosiphum padi (bird cherry-oat aphid), 1627 nucleotides. Its product is annotated as spermidine/spermine N(1)-acetyltransferase-like protein 1. The coding region runs from base 291 to 686 and encodes 131 amino acids. Gene Ontology annotation, molecular function: N-acetyltransferase activity. Lineage: Eukaryota; Metazoa; Arthropoda; Insecta; Hemiptera; Aphididae. The transcript has 4 exons. The record is from RefSeq and is a predicted model, not a curated record.